ACUCCCUCCCACAGGUUCAGGGGAACUUCACUCAGUCGUCCAUCCCCGUGUGGAGAGGAGUCGAGAAUUUCCUCUUUGAAACCUGACAGCGCUGACAAGCAGGCCCCCAUCUUUGGACAUUCAGAGCAGAUACAACAUCCAUCAGGAUCAGAUGAUGAGGAGCAGAGUGGGGCUGUGUGUGCUGGGCCUGCUGUGCCUCCACAGCUCAGUCUUUGCACAGGCACUGGAUGUCCAGCCCGGCGUCCUGAUCUUCUGUGACGAUCCAUCUGUGGUGAUGGCUGUUAACAGCGCUGUUAACAAGUUCAACGACAGGCUGAGCACCGGAUACAAGCUGGCCCUCUAUCAGAUACUAACAGCCAGCAAGUCAGAGAAUGGCUCAGACUCGGUGUACUCACUGCAGUUCACCAGCAGGAGGAGUGACUGUCCAGCUGGGAGCAACAUACCCUGGACAGACUGUGGCUACCUGCCUCAGGGACGCAAGGAGCCGAUGUCAUGCAACGCCACGGUCUACAUGACAGAGACUGAAGCUGACACUACACAGGUGGACUGCCUGCUCGGUGAGUGAAAACAAACCCAGUGU
Epinephelus lanceolatus (giant grouper) is the source of this 580-nucleotide messenger RNA. The record is from RefSeq and is a predicted model, not a curated record. NCBI's taxonomy places the organism in Eukaryota, Metazoa, Chordata, Actinopteri, Perciformes, Serranidae.